Octopus sinensis (East Asian common octopus) is the source of this 636-nucleotide messenger RNA. RefSeq lists its product as uncharacterized. The coding region runs from base 33 to 353 and encodes 106 amino acids. The record is from RefSeq and is a predicted model, not a curated record. The transcript has 3 exons. Lineage: Eukaryota; Metazoa; Mollusca; Cephalopoda; Octopoda; Octopodidae.
ACUUAGGAUCAUCUGACAACCAUCUCUCAACAAUGGUAUCUGGUACUUUAAUCACCCUUCUCUCUUUAUUGCUUGUCCUGCCCAACAUGGACGCUUCUAAUACAGUACCGGUGGUACAAGGCAGUGCUGACGUCCCCACAAAUGGGACCCAGAAAAGUAUUUUAACCCGCGUAAUUCGAACUCCAAGCAGGAACCCAACCAGGGUUACUCAGAGGCCUUGUCAUGUGCAUGUCUGUGUGCAAACUAAAGUUCAAGGAACAUGUGUCCAGUUUGGGAACAGAAGGAGUGGUGUCCCGGCCUGUUCAGCUGGCCAAUAUUUAGACAUCCAAUCUGAGCAAUGUCAAGGAUCUUAAAAUUCCACAUGGAAAUACAAAGAAGGUAGCAAAACGACAAAAUAUAAUAAACAACCGAGAAAGACGAAGAAAAAAGAAAACAAGAAGAGUCCUCAAAUGAAAACAUAACACACACACACACACACACAACACACUCACAAAGGAGAACAUAUGGAACAUUCAAAUGACUUUUAGUUAGAUAAAUUUAUUUAGACAAAGAAAUGUAGAACUUGUUUUGGUAUAUCAUAUGUACUAGAUAUUCAGAAACGGAAAAAAAAAAAUAAAAAUAAAAAACAGCAAAAAA